This is a messenger RNA of Colletotrichum navitas, 663 nucleotides long. RefSeq lists its product as uncharacterized. The record is from RefSeq and is a predicted model, not a curated record. NCBI's taxonomy places the organism in Eukaryota, Fungi, Ascomycota, Sordariomycetes, Glomerellales, Glomerellaceae. The transcript is spliced from 2 exons. Bases 1 to 663 code for a protein of 220 amino acids.
AUGCUCGCCACCGGUAUUUUUACCCUCUUGUUUUCAACUCUCGUUCUCGCUCAAAGCGACAAGCCAGAUGCGCCUGGGUACGACCGCUGGAGUGAAGGAUGCCUGUACAAGCUCAACAAUCUUAUGGCUGGAAAGGGCGUGACGGAUCAGCCCGGGUACGAAACCUUUGGCGGAACUUGCAAAGGCACUCGCGUCGUCAAGGAGAGGCUCAAGGCAGUAUCGGUCCGUGAAGAGUGGAUGUUGUACAGCUGUUGCCGAAAGAAGAACGGCGAGUUCGAGCAUGUCAGAAAAUUACCAUUGCAAAACUGCCUUGCAUUCAACGAUGUAGGAGGGGGCACGCUGACCUGGCAAAAGGUGAUGAGGCUCGCCGAAGCUUGCAAAGACUGCAAGGUGGUGGGCGAGUCGCAGAAUGGGGCCCCCGGAGCUCAUCUGCGUUGCAGUUGUGAGGCGCCCAGACGGGCAGCGAAGACUUACGAAUUGCCCAUCCAUGCGAACAUGUGGGCGGAGGGUGACGUCCAGGGCAGGCAACUGAGUAGAUACCCUUGCGGUGUUAGUACGGGCUCGUUGGAGUGUGGCUGGGCAUGGUGUGUUCACAAUGCGUACCAGCAUAUUGAUCCUCCGGGACACUGGCAUGGUCCAGGCUCUCCUGAUGCGAAUGACUAG